Molecule: messenger RNA, 1058 nt
Organism: Gastrolobium bilobum
Lineage: Eukaryota; Viridiplantae; Streptophyta; Magnoliopsida; Fabales; Fabaceae
Product: CLP protease regulatory subunit CLPX1, mitochondrial-like
Exons: 9
Coding region: 121-954 (277 amino acids)
Biological process (GO): protein catabolic process; proteolysis
Cellular component (GO): mitochondrial matrix
Molecular function (GO): ATP hydrolysis activity; ATP binding
Source: RefSeq, a predicted model, not a curated record
UAUUACAGAGAGAGAAAUGAAGCUAACAUUUAUAUACUAAAUGGCUAACAGCUGUAAUUUCCUUCUUAUUUUUUUCUCAAAAUUUCAAAACCAAAUAAUUUUUUACUGUUUCUUCAUCUAAUGUUUACUUUUCAGGCUGAGAGCCUUAAUAUCAAUAGAGAUGUCUCUGGGGAAGGUGUUCAGCAGGCAUUAUUGAAGAUGCUCGAGGGAACAGUUGUCAAUGUUCCUGAGAAGGGAGCUCAAAAGCAUCCUAGAGGUGACAAUGUUCAGAUUGACACAAAGCAUAUACUUUUCAUUUGUGGAGGAGCCUUUGUUGACUUAGAGAAAACAAUCUCCGAAAGGCGACAAGAUUCUUCUAUUGGAUUUGGGGCUCCUAUACGUGCAAACAUGAGGGCAGGCAGUGUCACUGAUGCUGCUGUUGCAUCAUCAUUAUUAGAAACUGUUGAAAGUAGUGAUCUUAUUGCCUAUGGUUUAAUACCUGAAUUUAUUGGGCGGUUUCCUAUCCUUGUCAGUUUGUCAGCUUUAAGUGAAAUUCAACUCAUUCAGGUCCUCACACAGCCGAAGAAUGCUCUAGGGAAGCAAUACAAGAAGAUGUUCGAAAUGAAUGGUGUUAAGAUGCAUUUUACCGAAAACGCUCUAAGAUCAAUUGCCAGAAAAGCAAUAUCUAAAAGUACUGGGGCUCGGGGCUUACGUUCAAUAUUAGAGAAUGUGUUGGUAGAUGCCAUGUAUGAGAUUCCCGAUACUAGAACUGGUGAUGAUAUUAUAGACGCUGUCGUUGUUGACGAAGAGGCUGUUGGAUAUGAGGGAAAUGAACGAGGGGCCAAAAUCCUUUAUGGAAAGGGUGCGUUGGAUCGUUAUCUUUCAGAACAUAAAAUUAAUUCAGAGACCACGGAGGGAUUGGAAAGAGAUCACGAAGCAGAUACAGAACUUCCUUCCAUUGUUGCCAGCAUGUAGCCCGUUGCUGAUGUUUAUUGUAGCUAUCUUUGUACAUAAAGAGUUCAUAUAUUUAUUGAAUAAUUUAAGUAUGCGGUUAUACUAAAAUCCCCUUGCUUCAUAAG